UGGAACUCGGAAGACAAUCAAGUCGCUGGUCGUGGAUUCCACGACAAAUUUGGGAAAUGAUGAAAAGGGUCUAGUCACUGUUGCCAUGGAGUCAGAGGCAAAUUCGUUCCGCGUGGAAUUCCCAGACUUCUCCUGUUCCAUCCUGCAAAAGCUAAACCAGCAGCGGCAGCGGGGCCAGCUUUGUGAUAUCACAGUGGUGAUCCAGGGCAGGCACUACAGAGCCCACAGAGCAGUGCUGGCGGCCAGCUCGCCAUACUUCUGCGACCAGGUGCUGCUGAAGAACAGCAUGCGUGUGGUCCUGCCGGACGUCAUGCACCCCUGCGUGUUCGAGAGCCUGCUGCAGUCAUGCUACACAGGAAGCCUCCAGCUCCCCGUGGGAGAGGUCGUGGGCUUCCUCACAGCCGCCAGCUUCCUGCAGAUGUGGCACGUGGUGGACAAGUGCACCGAGCUGCUCGGGGGGAGUCCAGCUGUGCUUUGCCACAGGUCUGGAUCCGGCAGUGACCACCUCUCUCCCGGCGAGGACAGUGCCAGUGAGGGCCUGGACCUGGACACAACUGCGGGUCAAGCGGAGUUCUCGAAAGCCUGUGGCGGCAGAGACGGAGAGCUGGAUCAGCCAGUGGACGAGAACAGUUUCUCUCCACAGGGGCUGGGGCAGUGCGCCGCUCCUGGAAGCCCCCGGUCAGCCGAGCAGGGGCAAUCAUGUGCUGAUCCGGACGGGCAGGAUGGAGGGGGCGACGAAGCGGAGUAUCAGUAUGCCAGACCAGCCUACAUCCAGCCCAGCAUCAUGUCCCACAAGAGGUGGAUCCAGGUGAAAGCAGAGAGGAUGGAGCAGGAGGGCUGCCAUGGCUUCUCAGGGGUAGGGGCCACCGAAGAGCCUGAAGGCUCAGACAUGGGGCUCCAAAACCGCACCGAGGACCACUCUCAGCUGGGUGGUGCCGGCAGCCCGUUCGGCGCAGACCUGGAGGAGAAGCUGGGGGCCAAGCCAGGGCAGAGCCGGGGGAAGGGGCAGGGGUACGAGGAAUCACUGGACUUCUACGGGGCGUCCAUGGAUGAGUUCACCGGCGAUCACGGUGCAGGUCCCCUCGACAACGACGCCCUGGACGAGGACCCGGAACGCGACGCAGGAGGAGGGGGAGGGGGAGAGGACGCAGCCGACCCCGCCGGGGGCGCCCAGGAGGACACGUCCCACGCGGGCUUCUCGUCGGGCUACAAGCUGUACCCCUGCCAGUGCGGGAAGAGCUUCACCCACAAGAGCCAGCGGGACCGGCACAUGAGUAUGCACCUGGGGCUGCGGCCCUACGGCUGCGCCGUCUGCGGCAAGCGCUUCAAGAUGAAGCACCACCUGGUGGGCCACGUGAAGAUCCACACGGGCAUCAAGCCCUACGAGUGCAGCGUCUGCAGCAAGCGCUUCAUGUGGAGGGACAGCUUCAACCGCCACGUCUCGUCCUGCACCCGGUCCCACCAGGCCCGCCGUGCUGUCGCCGAGCAGCCCACCCAGAUCUGCUGAUCCAGGAUCAGCCCCGACUGCCGGGUCCCGCAACUCAGCAACCCAUCAACACCCCAACCGACUGACCUCAGCACAGGCCUCUGCUUGGGUGCAGGGGACCUCAUGUCUGCAGUGCCCUCAAACGCAGAGGCAGCUGCAGCACUCAUGCAGUAGCGCCCAUGCAGUUACCUGGGAAACUUUGGUGCGAGACCACUUUGAAAUGGAGCUUGGACCUUUCUUUAUUUUGUGCUUUCUCAAAGUUGUACUUGUUUUUCAAUGUACUACCUUAUUUUUUUCUUUUGCUGUUAAAACUUGGUAACGUGGUCUUUGACCGAGGCUACACUGGAGUCUCACAGAAGGAGUGAAAUUCUGCAGCAUUAAGAUCAUUUCUGAAGAACUGCAAGUUAUUUUUUUAUUUAAU
Megalops cyprinoides (Indo-Pacific tarpon) is the source of this 1907-nucleotide messenger RNA. Its product is annotated as zinc finger and BTB domain-containing protein 43-like. Gene Ontology annotation, biological process: regulation of transcription by RNA polymerase II. Bases 86 to 1507 code for a protein of 473 amino acids. Gene Ontology annotation, molecular function: protein binding; RNA polymerase II cis-regulatory region sequence-specific DNA binding; DNA-binding transcription factor activity, RNA polymerase II-specific. The record is from RefSeq and is a predicted model, not a curated record. NCBI's taxonomy places the organism in Eukaryota, Metazoa, Chordata, Actinopteri, Elopiformes, Megalopidae. The transcript has 2 exons.